ACUAACCUCGAAAGGUUGUGCAGAAUUUUUUUUUUUUUUUGGAUUUAAGUAGAAUGCCAUCUUUAUGUGUUUCAGUGUUGGGCUACAGGGCGUUGUCUUUGUUUCAACUUUAUUAUAGUUUCAAGGGAAGAUAAUAUACUUUUACUUUGUUUAAAGUAACUUGAAGUUGGACAAAUUGUUCUUCUUUGUUUAAAGCAGAAGUUAGAAACCUUUCAACGGGGGUUACCAUGCUUCACUCUGUCGCAAUAUCCAUUAACACGUGCCAACUGCCCAACCCCCACAUUGUUAGGUUAGGUUUCAUCGAGGCGUGUUCUGCUUAAACUCUUGCAAGACACAAGCCCACAAGCGAACUAUCUCCCCCGUACCAGCAGCAAUCUAAGCUCUAGUACCAUGCCUCGGCUCACCAAUUCUGACAGCCGUGUUGCUGUCCUUGCCUUCCCCUUAGCCACCCACGCUGCUCCACUCCUCACCAUCAUCAACCGCCUAGCCGCGGCAUCCCCAACCACUUUGUUCUCCUUCUUCAGCACUGCACAAUCCAACAACUCUUAUCUUCUCCACCACGUCUCAACAACCGAAACCAAACAUUAAAGCCUAUAACGUACCAGAUGGAGUGCUGGAUGGUUAUGUUUUUGUUGGGAAGCCUCAGGAGGAUAUUGAGUUGUUCAUGCAAGUGGCACCGGAGAACUUAAGGAAGGGAAUGGAAGUGGCCGGGGCAGAGACGGGGAGCAAAGUGAGCUGCUUGGUUACCGAUGCAUUCUUUUGGUUUGCCAAAGAGAUGGCAGAGGAGAAUGGUUUGCCUUGGCUACCCUUUUGGACUGCGGGGGCUUGCGCCCUCUCUUCUCCUGUUUACACUGAUCUUGUGAGGGAAAAAUUAGGAGUUGGAGGCAUUGUUGGGCGAGAAGACGAAACCCUCAAUUUCACUCCUGGAAUGUCUAAUAUACGCAUCCGUGACUUGCCUGAAGGAAUCCUCUUCGGAAGUCUGGAAUCAGUCUUCUCGCGCAUGCUACAUCGAAUGGGGCAAGUGCUACCU
Messenger RNA from Theobroma umbraticum, 1030 nucleotides. Lineage: Eukaryota; Viridiplantae; Streptophyta; Magnoliopsida; Malvales; Malvaceae. The record is from RefSeq and is a predicted model, not a curated record.